Engraulis encrasicolus (European anchovy) is the source of this 2872-nucleotide messenger RNA. RefSeq names its product phosphatidylinositol transfer protein cytoplasmic 1b (gene pitpnc1b). Gene Ontology annotation, molecular function: phosphatidylinositol binding; phosphatidylinositol transfer activity. Gene Ontology annotation, cellular component: cytoplasm. Gene Ontology annotation, biological process: phospholipid transport. The transcript is spliced from 9 exons. The record is from RefSeq and is a predicted model, not a curated record. Lineage: Eukaryota; Metazoa; Chordata; Actinopteri; Clupeiformes; Engraulidae.
GUCGCACAGGAGGAAGGGAGGGGCAUUCUCCACAACAAGGCAACAGAGUUACACAUGAAAGUAGCCGGUAGUGAAGUGAGGGCAAGACAAAGAGAGCAGAAGAAGAAGGAAAAGAAAAAAAAACAGGACAGACAUAGUUUCACUCUGGCGACAGAUGACUGCGAAAGAAAGAAAAAAAAGCAAAUAAGAGUUGGCCAUGAAGGACAGAGCUGACUGUUGACAGAAGGAGCGAAGAGAUUAAGGGAGAGACACAGCAGAAAAGAGUACAAGAACAUAAAAAUAGUUUUGUGGAUACACAUUGACUUGAGCGAGCAAGUUGCAAGACCCAAAGGGCACCUGACAUCAGCAUAAAAAGACAAGGAAAGAACGUGGCUGAAGGGAGGAAGAUAGAUAGAUAGAGAGAGAGAGACAGACAGACAGACGGAGAAAGAGAAAGAGAAAGGACAAAAAAGACAGCCUCUGUGUAAGCCUUUUGAGACUGUAUGAAAGCAUGUUUCAGUUUGUUACCGUUACAGAGCGUAUAGGGUACUGACAGGGGAAGGAGUUUGGUUUGGUGGCUUAACGGGAAAGCAGUCAAUCCAACAGAUUAUCCAUCAAGCAGCACUGCUGUCAAAAUGCUGACGAAGGAGUACAGAAUAUGUAUGCCACUGACAAUGGACGAGUACAAGAUUGGGCAGCUGUACAUGAUCAGCAAGCACAGCAGUGUGCAGACCGGGGGAGGGGAAGGCAUCGAGGUGCUCCGCAACGAGCCGGACACACACCCCCAGCACGGCGUCGGACAGGUCACAGAGAAGCGCAUCUACCUCAGCAGCAAGCUUCCUGACUGGAUGCGGAGGUUUAUCCCCCGGAUGUUCUACGUGACAGAGACCGCUUGGAACUUCUACCCGUACACCAUCACUGGUCAGUCAAGUAUAGUCGCAUCAAGCAUCCCCUUUCGCAUUCAUCUUGUGUACACAAGGAUUUACACACACUAGAGCUGCUCUUUUAUUCCCAAGUUUCACAUAAGGAUUGAGACGAAGUUCCAGGACGACAAUGGGGAGAGUGACAAUGUAUUUGGAGACGGCCCCACCCCAAAGGGGAACGUAUGCUUCGUUGACAUCUUGUCGGAUCCGUAUCCUGAGAAGCACUACAAGAAGUCAGAGGACCUCAGCAGCUGGGUUUCGGCGAAGACGGGCCGCGGGCCCCUAGUGGCCGGCUGGAGGAACAGCACCCAGCCCAUCAUGUGCUCCUACAAGCGGGUGCACUGCAGCUUCGAGGUGUACGGCUUCCAGACCAGGACAGAGGAGUUCAUACACAAGACCAUCCGUGACAUCCUUCUGGUGGGACACAGACAGGCAGUCGCCUGGCUGGAUGAGUGGCAUGGUAUGAGCCUGGAGGACGUGCGUGUCUAUGAGAAAGACCUCCAAGAAGAGACCAACAACAAACUGAAGAAUGCGGAAAACAACAAUAAAGAUGCUGCCCCUCGUCCCACCUUCUCUCGCUCCAUCUCCGUCACAGACGAGUGCUCUUUGAAGAAGAUGGGGGUGAGAACUGCAGCCAUCCCCAACCCAGCCCCUGCCUCCUCCUCCUCCUCCUCCACCACCUCCUCCUCCUCCCCAAGGGGGGAGCUGAGCAAAGGGAGGCUGAACUCCACGCCAGAGUAAUCCUGCCACACCUCCGCACCCUCCCCCCUCUCCCGCCUGCUACAGUGUGGCGCCGCCAUGGUCCAUAGACUGCCUGCACCAUGAACGGCCCACCUCCACUCCCCCCUCAACAUCAAACAAGCCAAUUUAAAGUGCCUUACUGUAUAUCUUUCUGUAUGUCUUUCGCAAGCCACUUAUACUGUAUGUGUUUCUUCAUAUAGGCUAUAUACAUGUAGCCUACUUCAAAUGGCUGAUAUUUAUAAAUAUGUCUUCCAGGGCGAUUUUCCCCAUACUGCUCCAUCACUGAGAUUAUGGGUAUUUGGACACUCAGAGGGAUGGACCUUCUCAUUUCAGCUUUUUCUUUUAGUACAAGCGCUUAACCUGGACUGCAGAAACGUGUGUAUGUGUAUGCAAUCAAGUGUGUGUGUGUGUGUGUGUGUGUGUGUGUGUGUGUGUGUGUGUGUGUGUGUGUGUGUGUGUGUGUGUGUGUGUGUGUGUGUGUGUGUGUGUGUGUGUGUGUGUGUGUGUGUGUGUGCGUACGUACGUGCGUACGUGCGUACGUGCGUACGUGCGUACGUGCGUGCGUGCAUGCGUGCGUGUGUGCGUGCAUGUGCAGUCGUGAUCCUCAGGCGUAUGGAUCUGACAAUGUCUUGAAUGGCAACACUAUGUGGUCCGUUCAGCUAUUGAGGUUUGGAGUUGCGGCAUUGUAUUGGAGACACAAUCUUCAUCAUACGCUCAAAGAGAUGCUGGGUCAAGCUUAGUUUACCUUUAACCCAUGUCAAUAUUUGGACUUGAUCGGUUUAAUCACACGUGACCCUUCGCCUGAAAAGCCAAUGGCAAAUCGAAGGGUAAACAGUGACAAUCAAACAGUGUGAUGAUUGGGUGUGAAGGACACAGUGGAUGGUGGAUGUGGGUUCCAUUUUGUCAAUGUGAAACUUCAAGCUUCACAAUAAAAUCCCCAGACACAGUACUGUGUGUGUUUACGUUUUUUGCUUUUUUUUUCAUCCUUCUGCACAGCUCUCAAUUUUUUUGUCUUAAAUCCUCAACAGCUCUCAGUAUUUUUGUCUGUCCUAAAUAACUGGAUCCUCUCUACCGUCAGAAAGCAAAGCAGCAAGGAGCAGGCAGCUGGAUCACUGCAAAGGUGAGCUAUUCAUCCAGAAAUUGGGUUAGUGCCUUUACAGUCUUUAGGCAACAAAGGAGAAAUUUUGACGUGUGCACGGCAGCACAUCCCUCCUGGUGCUGCAGCAGUG